This is a messenger RNA of Puma concolor (puma), 231 nucleotides long. Lineage: Eukaryota; Metazoa; Chordata; Mammalia; Carnivora; Felidae. The record is from RefSeq and is a predicted model, not a curated record.
AUGGCAGGUUUGCUGAAGAAGACCACUGGCCUUGUGGUUUUGGCUUUGUGUAGUCCACACAAGAAACCAGAUGUUAAGAAAUUAGAAGACCAACUUCAGGGUGGCCAACCAGAAGAGGUGAUUCUUCAGGCUGAAAAUGAACUAAGUCUGGCAAGAAAAAUGAUACAGUGGAAACUAUGGGAGCUUUUAGUGGAAGAGCCUCCUGCCAACCAAUGGAAAUGGCCAAUAUAA